Molecule: messenger RNA, 5989 nt
Organism: Sebastes umbrosus (honeycomb rockfish)
Lineage: Eukaryota; Metazoa; Chordata; Actinopteri; Perciformes; Sebastidae
Gene: znf148
Product: zinc finger protein 148
Exons: 7
Coding region: 439-2907 (822 amino acids)
Biological process (GO): regulation of transcription by RNA polymerase II
Molecular function (GO): DNA-binding transcription factor activity, RNA polymerase II-specific; RNA polymerase II cis-regulatory region sequence-specific DNA binding
Source: RefSeq, a predicted model, not a curated record
GAGCCAUGUCUGCAACUGUGUAACUGUGGUGCUACCUAUCUUGGCCAGGACACUCUUGGAAAAUAGAUUUUUAAUCUCAAUGAGUUUUUUUACUCCUGGUUAAAUAAAGGUUAAAUAAAUAAAAAAAAUAAAAAAAGGGCAAUAAAAAAAAAAAGUAUAAAAAGAAAAAAUUACAUUAAGCCAAUUUAAAAAAUAAUUUAUAAGAAGUAGUUCGUCAAACUGAAUAAGGGAACAUUAUGAUCAGGAGCGCACUGUUCCUCAUCUACCAAUGUUCACCCCUAGAUGGAGACAAAUAGAUCAUGUCUCAAGCUCUCAUGAAAUGUGAUGGUGUAUUUGAUUAUUCCGCACACCAUCAUUACACUGUAGUCUUGCAUAACAAUCAUGACAGCUAAACGGGUUUAAGACUGCACAACAGACUCAAAAACUACUCUAUGUAAGAUGAACACUGAGGACAAGCUGGAGGGCAUGUUGCUGAAGUGCAGCAGUGGAGGAAUAGAUGGAGGAGGAGGGAGAGUCGGGCUGGGCGGCGGAGGAGGACUGGUGGUGAUGACGCUGGGGGAGCGAUCGCUGGCGAACCACCCUUUGUUGGCCGAGGACGACGACGACGACGACGACGACGAUGAAGACGAAGAUGAGGACUUGACUGGGAGCUCGCUGGUUACACAUGAUCUGGUCCCUCCAGAGCAGCUGCUGAUGAUGCAGGAGGAGAUGACGAAGAAUGGUAGAGGAGGAGAAGAGGAGGGAGGAGGCGAGGUGGGAGUGCAUUUCCCCCUAAAACUCACCAAUAAGUUUCCCUGCUUGCUUCAUAUGCCAUUAAGCAUCAAGCAGGAACUGAAGCUCUCUGAGACACCGGCCCUGAUAAAGAAGGACAAAAAAGGAGCUAAGGACAUGAUGGUGUGUCCCAAGAAGAAAAAAAGGAAGCAGCGUUCACCAGCAAAGAUUCUCAACAUCAAUGAUGAUGGAUCAUUGGGCACCCAAAGCCCCAAGUGUCACGUCUGUGUUCACUGUAAUGCUGCAUUCAGAACCAACUACCAUCUACAGAGGCAUGUCUUCAUUCACACUGGUGAGAAGCCGUUUCAGUGCAGCCAGUGUGAUAUGCGCUUCAUUCAGAAAUAUCUCCUCCAGAGACAUGAGAAGAUCCACACUGGUGAAAAGCCUUUUCGCUGUGAUGAGUGUGGGAUGAGGUUCAUCCAGAAGUACCACAUGGAGAGACACAAGAGAACUCACAGCGGAGAGAAGCCUUACCAGUGUGACUACUGUCACCAGUACUUCUCCAGAACAGACCGGGUUUUAAAGCACAGACGAAUGUGUCACGAGAACAGAGAGAGAAAGACCAACAAGGCAGCUGGUAAAGUUGGGCCUUUGCGUGAAGCAGAUCCUUUGGGCCUCCCCUUUCUUGCCAAAGAGUGUUCGCUGCCCAAGAAAAAGCGUCAAAAGUGUGCAGACAAGAGUUCAGGAGCUUCCACUGCUGCCCAGACUGAAGGGCACACUGUCGCCGUUGUGGAAACGGAGGAGAAGGAGGAGGAGCAGAGACAGAAUAAAAUUGAAGGUCUACCUCUCUAUGCCGUGUCCUCCAAAGUCAAACAUGAGUAUGUGAUUGCAGAUUACUCCGUGGAACUCCCUGAAGAAGCGGCGAGCCAACACCAAGAGGGGGAAGUGUCACCAGAAGACACGACUCCUCCCAAACUAGUCCUGAAGAAAGUCCCCAAGAGGAGUCUCAAACAGUCCAGUGAACAGACUCCUCCCUGCCUGUCCACUUUGUCUUCCUUUGAGGAAAACGCUAAGGUCACACAGUACACCUUUGAAAUCGUGGACAAGCAAGGCCUUUUAGAAGUAGAAAGCAACACUGAGCUCGAGUCAGUUGAAACUCUUCAAGGAGGACCAGCAAAGCCAGCAGCUAGCAGCACAAACUACGACGACGCCAUGCAGUUUCUCAAGAAGAAACGUUAUCUUCAGGCUGCGAUGGCCAACAACAGUCGGGAUUACGGCCUGAACACGAGCAGCAUUUCCUCUCAGCCGCCUGUUACGCAAACCGUGGUGUCAGCCGUCAUCGACGAGACCGUCCCCGCCACCAUUCUGGAGCCCCAGCCCAUCAACGCCGAGAUUAAAGCGACACACGACAAGAGCGUGUUGCCAGACGAGGUUCUUCAGACGCUGUUGGACCAUUACUCCAACAAAGCCAACGGGCAGUCAGACAUUUCCUUCAGCGUGGCCGACACAGAGGUGACCUCUAGCAUAUCCAUCAACUCCUCCGAUGUUUCAGACAGCAGCCCCGUGGAGAGUCUCGGAACCUCCAGCGCCCAGGCUCAGCCGGCUACCGAGAAGGUCAGCCUCUUGCAAGAGUACUCCAAGUUUCUCCAGCAAGCCCUGGAGAGGACCAGCCAGAACGACAGCUACCUGACCAGCCAGAGCCUCAGCCUGGUCUCCGAAAACCCCACCUUAGCUGGACAACCUCUGUUCUCCACCGAGAAACAGUUUCCUUCCCCCAGCAGGUUCAAAUCAGGAAUGAGCUCGCCGCUGAGGUCCACUUUAGACAAACCUACCUUUGGAUUACUGGUCGGGGACUCCCAGCACUCGUUUUCAUUUUCAGGUGACGAGACCACCCCUCCCUCCGCUGUGUCCCCAGCCGAGGAGGACUUUCUGGAGCAGGUCUCGCCCUCCAAAAAGACAGACUCCUCACCAGGCAUCCUGCAGACUUUUCAAAUAAGCUCCUUCGAUCAGAACUUCAAAUCUCAUUUCCAGACGUCAAGAUCGGGAUCCUCAUCACAGUUUACUGUCGCCAACGGACAAUUAAGCCUCCGAGGACACAGCACAGACUUCUCAGAGUUCCCCUUAGUCCGAGUCACCGAGACCAGGUCUCAACUGAACUCCUCCCCUGACGUUUCAUCCGGUGAAACCUUUGGCUGAAGGGAGGGAUGAAGCAUUAAUUUCUGUUAAUAAUUUCAGCGGCACUUUAUCUCAUGUUUCCUGUUUUGCCAAAACGAGUCCCAUUGCAACUGUGUGCUCUUUCUCAAAGCAUUUUGUUUCAUAAAACUUUUUUUUUGUUUGUUUUAAGUGCAACCUCAUAGAAUAGAAAUACUGAACAUAAAUUGAUAAAUCAUAAUUAGCAUUUCCCCUUUAAAACAAAUUGUAAUUGUGCUUGGUAUAUGUCUUGCUCCAGAAUGUACAUUGAGAGAUUAAGCGACCAAAGUUUAACGCAAGAGAUGAAGAGUGAAAUAUUCUCUCACACCAUCGCCACAGAAGUUUGUUUCAUAUUUUAUCAAUCAGUUUGCCUUGCACAAAAAAAGUCACUCUUGCUGCUUAAUGCAAUAUUUCCACUUGUUAAAACAUAGGCCCUAUUUAUAUGUAUGCCUCUUUGCUCUUACUGUAGCUACCUCCCCUCACUCUUUUAUUUAAAUCCACUCCUAGAACCUUUUUAUUCCAGCAGUGUAACUCAUGUUAAAUCGUCUACUGAAAUGACACCCAUGAUUAGAUCAUAACUGAUUCUUCACUUUAUGUUGAAGUCACUUUGCUGUCACCUGAGAUGGGCAUGUGUCCCCAUGAUAUGUGAUUUGAAUGCUACAGCAAAUAUUUAACUGAUUGUAUUCAUCUGAUAUGGAAUUGAAUUUAUUUUCAAUGUACAGAUUGGGCCUAAUUUGGUGUGUGUGAUUGCAAAAAAAAUAUGAAAUUAUAUAGUAGUUCUCAUUCUUAAAUUCAUCAAUGAAUUCCCUUUGUGGCUGAAUUUUUGCCACAGACUUUUGUGACUCUAAUGCAGGAUAGGCAGUGUAAUAAAAAGGCAGCCCCCCCCUCCUGAAAAAAGACUUAAGUAUCAAAUAUCUGCAUUCAUUUAAUGGUUGCCGGGUCAUUUAUUAUUUUCCUCCAGCAGUACAAAGUGAGUUGUAAUGAAAUUACUUAAGAUUGUGCUUAAUUUUUGCACAAUUUGCACAAUGUUUCACUACAGGGAAUGUAGUAUGUACUUUCAGAUUUGGGUUAUUUGAAAUUACACAUGUUGCUUUCGUCACUUAUAAUGCAGCGCUUGCAGCUGCAGUUUUAUAGUACUUUUGAUUGUUGUUCUUCUCGGAAGAUGCACACGUUUUUGGGGAAACAACAAUGUGACUAGACCCCCCUUGUAUUGAUUGAAACUCAAAGUUUUAUUAUAUUAUGAAAGACAGUACACGUGGAAAUGAGGUGCUUGGUUUUUCUUUUCUUUUCUUUUUUUUUUUGCAUCUGUGCCUUUCUUUGUUUUUUAUUCCAGGCUUUUACUCAUUCCUGUAUAUGUAUUUCUGUUGUUUCUUAGUCAGUGCUCUAAGGCUACUAAUUCCACUUGCACAAUAACAACAAACACAUAAGCUAUCAAGCUAUUCAGUCUGUAAUAAGUUGAGAUCUGGGAGCUUUAUUUAAUUUUGCCCAUCAUAUUUUAUUAUUUUAGAGUUUUAGCAAGAUCGCAGAGUUUAAUACUCAAACUAUUCUCUGUGGUUGGAAGGAAAUAGCAUUCUCAUUGACUGUGCUUGAGUGUGUGUGUGUGUAUAUGAAUCAUGUUUCAGAUAUCUGUAGUUUUGAUCACUAUUUCAUAGAAUCCAGUAGUAAAGGCACAUCUGUCCAGGCCUUGUUGAUAAAAUGCGAUUGAGUGAGGUCUCAUCUGUACUUCAUCACACUUGUUUUCCAUGUCUACAUGUAUGUGUGAUGUGCUAUCAUGUAAAACAAUGUUUUUAUAUGCGCCAUCGAAUUAGGUUUGAAAAUUGACUCCCUCUUGUUACAAUUCUACGGACAAUCAGGGACAGACGGCACCCACGUGAAAUCAUCAAAUGCUUUAUUUUUCCUCAUUGAACAUUCCCACUAGAAUGUAUAGAAAAUAUCCUGCUGUAAAUACGUUGUAUAUUUUUACGUUCUUCUGAGAAGUACUGUUAGAUCUUUGUGUCGAUAGAGAGACCAGGCUUGUGCAAGAGACACUUUUUGUCAGUGGAAGGCACAUGAACUAGUUUUCCAGCAUUUAUUACAAUGAAUCCAUUUCACUUGCUGACAAGAUGUGGCUUUCUGAGGUUUGUAUAUAUAUAUCUCACCGCUGUUAUCAGAAGAAAAUUGACACUUUUACUGUUUUAUUGAUGACUGGUCAAAGUGAAUUUUGAUUAUUUUUCUGUAAGUUAAUGCAGUCGAUUGUUCAUUAUGAUGGGAUUUACUGUAUACAACUGUUGGUAAUGAAAAAGCCCCCCAGAAAAUGUUCUUUUGGUUUUAAAAUAAUACUCCACAAAUAGCUUUUUGGUGGAGUACACCUCAAAAAUAAGUGUUGUGGUUGAAAUAUUUCACUAGCUACCCAUUUCAUUGUAUUAAAAGCACAGCGCAGAUGCGUAAUUCUGCUUCAGUGAAUUGUAUCCCAUGAAUUGUUUGUGGAGAAGUUUAAAUCCAAUGAGGCGAUUUAAAAUGCAGAACUGAUGGAGAUUCAUGAAUUAUAUCAGCAGUACUACGGUAUUCUUUCCUUUUAAUUAACUAUUGUCAGUAACCUGGCCAUAAGUGUCCUUGUAUAAGCUAGAGAAAAAAAUGUUUUGUGUAAAAAGAUCUGAAUUAUUGAAUUUUUUGAUAAAAACUAUUUUUGAAACAUGUCAUUUAAGGCACUGAUAUGUACAGUAUAUCAUAUGCAGUCACUAUUGCUACCCUCAUUUAUCUCUGUACAAGUCGUUUGUGUCAAGAUCUUUCAAUUUGCCGACGGGAAUCUCCCUCUUUGACUUUGGCGUUUUCACACUUUUUGAAGAACUUGACGAGGAAGCGCCGCCGCUUCACUGUAAGGUUGAUCUUAAGUUAGACAGUAAGGUUUAUUUGCAUGGUCUCUAACUUGUCGGGUCGAGUGAACUUGUUUUAUGAAUAAUGUGCAGCUUUAAUUGUAGCUGAUUAAUUUCAGUCAAGUAACCCAUAUGAUUAGAUUUUUUGCAAUAUAUUAUGAUUUGUAAACAAUCUGAUUAAAUUGUUGUUUUGAUUGUUGUGUGUCAUGUCCUUAUAAAUAAAAUAAUUCACAGUA